CUUGGAUCAUUAUGCAAAUUCAGUUGUUUUCGGAUGCAGUUGGUAACGCCAGCACAGGGAGAGCAAUGCUGUUGUUAUCCUUCGCGCUGAUGUCUUAGUCUGGCAAUGAUUAUCCUGCACAAUCAAGCCUUGCCGCUAGCAUCCAGGAUUGCGGGCACGCUGCUGUGCCACAUCAACCCAGCAGGAUGGCGAACGCCAACGAUAGCGACCGUCACGCGCAGUCCAAUUCAUUCCACCGCCAGCAAAUGCUUCCUCCCCUCGCAACGAGUAAAACCCAUCGCAGCACAACCCGUUGGAUCGGUGCUCCAGAAAAGCUGCUCCAUCCUUCAACAUCUCUGCACCAAGCAGCACGAAACGGUCGAUCCGUACGUCCUGCUGGAAGGCGAGCUGCGGCACAUCUACCAGGACAUUAGGGAGGAAAUCGUGCUCGCCACAAACCACCCGGAGCUGGGCCGAAUCGCCACCUACUACUUCGACGGGCAGGGCAAAGCGCUCCGGCCGAUGAUUACGAUACUGAUGGCGAAGGCGCUCCAUAGCGACCGCCCCGUUACGCAGGGCCAGCGGCAGAUAGCAAUGAUAUCGGAGAUGAUCCACACCGCCAGCCUGGUGCACGACGACGUCAUCGACCAGUCGUUCGCCCGGCGCGGCAAACCGAGCGUGAACGUGCUGUGGAACCAGCAGCAGGUGGCCCAGGCCGGCGACUACAUCCUCGCCGUCGUGUCGAUGAUGCUCGCCCGGCUGCAGCACAACGACGUGACGCUCAUCCUCAGCGAGAUACUGGCCGAUCUGGUGCAGGGCGAGCUGAUGCAGCUCGACACGAAGGAAACGGAAAACGAACGCUUUGCGCACUACUUCGCCCGCUCCUACCGGAAGACGGCAUCGCUGAUAGCGAACAGCCUGAAGGCGGUCGCCGUACUGACCGGGGUGGGCGAACGGACCGCCGAGAUUAGCUUCCAGUACGGGCGGAACCUUGGGCUAGCGUUUCAGCUGGUGGACGAUCUGCUCGACUUUGUGUCGAGCGCGGAAGCGAUGGGCAAACCGGCGGCCGUCGACCUGAAGCUUGGGCUCGCCACCGCCCCGGUACUGUUCGCGUGCGAGAAGUUUCCCGAGCUGAAUGCGAUGAUUGUGCGCCGCUUCCGGGGGGAAGGGGACACUGAGCGUGCGUACGAGCUGGUGCACCGGUCGGAGGGGCUGGAGCAGACGCGCUUCCUCGCCCGCAAGCACUGCGCCGAGGCACGCCGGCUCGCCAGCCAGUUCGACGAGUCGCCGUACCAGCAGGCCCUGGUGGUGGUGUGUGACUUUGUCCUGAACCGGAUGAAGUAGUGAUAGCGCGUUUAAGCGCGCGCUGCCAAAGAGAGUCUGAACUAUUCUACACGCCUGUACACAGUUUACUACUUUACAUCUGUAAAUGUACGCUAAAAACAUGCGGUAGUCAUUGCGGUAGUCAUAACAUAUUUAUUGUCAAUUAAGCACAAGAAAAGCCGUCUUGCGGGGACUGCGGCGGCCGAAACCCAAAAUUACGCUUGAAAUCUCGCCCAUCAAAUCAUUCAUUAAAACGUUGUGCGGGCGGUGGGGGGGCAGCGAACGAACGGAUUCGAUCCUUAUCCGUGGGCACGCAACAGAAACGCAACGCAAUGCAAUCCUCCACUACGCAAGUAAUUGUAUUUUUACGCGCUCAACCAUACUUCCAUAUUUAUGGACCCGCCGGGAGAAGCAUGAAAAGAUGUGUCUGUGCGUGUGUAUGCAGUUCUCAUCAACCGAUCAUUAUGGCCACGAAGAAUGUCGAUCAUUAACAUGCACGCGUGUAAUGGAGUAAACGAUAAAGCUCACGCACUCCCGCACUCAUCACCUUUUUCUGUUGUUGCUUUCGUUCUUUCAAGCCUUUCUUUCUGUUGUUUUCUCUCCUUAAAUCAUUCCUAGAAUAUCGUUAGUGGGAUCGGUUUUAGCCAUCUCUCCCCCCCCCCCUUUGGGGGUGAUACUUUGACGCGCGUAGCCUCGUUCCAUUGACCAGUCUGUUUAGGCAAGCGUCAACAAGCGACGAGCCCAGCUAGCCCGUAGCGAUCUCAAAAAUCUAAUGAGCGAAAAGCGGGAAGGAUGACGCCCUAACACUCCUCCCCCCCUUCACCCCUCUUCGUCAUGGCGCUGUGUUGUUUUCCCCCAAUUAGGGCGCGCUUAAACAAGCGGGAAUGCACUGCCAAACGGUCCGCACUUCAGGGUGGGCCGCGCAUUUCGUAGAAUCGCUAGGUGUGGUAAAUGAAUGAUGUGUACGUGUGGCUUGCAUUGGCUCCCCGCACACUAACACAGCACGGGGCGAGGAUCGGAUUGCAACUGGUUCAUCCUCUCGCUCGGGAAAAAGCAGGGGGGAAAACCGCAGCGCCCUUACUCCCUUUCCGAUGCUUCCGCCGUGUCCUCCCGUACAGUGGGAAGCGCUGGGAACAAAAUGCGCCGCUCGUGAGUGAUUGGUUGAGGAUAAUGUUCCAUGUUGGGAUUAAAAAAACAAAUCGGUGCGCAAGUGUAAGACUUAAACAUUAUUUAAAAAAAAUCAAUUUUUGGCAUAAAAUGUGGACUGAAUUACUUACUUGUUA
Anopheles merus is the source of this 2585-nucleotide messenger RNA. RefSeq names its product all trans-polyprenyl-diphosphate synthase PDSS1-like. The record is from RefSeq and is a predicted model, not a curated record. The transcript has 2 exons. NCBI's taxonomy places the organism in Eukaryota, Metazoa, Arthropoda, Insecta, Diptera, Culicidae. The coding region runs from base 106 to 1323 and encodes 405 amino acids. Gene Ontology annotation, cellular component: mitochondrion; transferase complex. Gene Ontology annotation, biological process: isoprenoid biosynthetic process; ubiquinone biosynthetic process. Gene Ontology annotation, molecular function: prenyltransferase activity.